This is a messenger RNA of Lodderomyces orthopsilosis Co 90-125, 666 nucleotides long. RefSeq names its product Pex17p (gene PEX17). The transcript has a single exon. NCBI's taxonomy places the organism in Eukaryota, Fungi, Ascomycota, Pichiomycetes, Serinales, Debaryomycetaceae. The record is from RefSeq and is a predicted model, not a curated record. The coding region runs from base 1 to 666 and encodes 221 amino acids.
AUGUCUUAUGUGCCCAAACUCACCAUACCUGAGUCAGCAUAUGACCCAUCGACUUACAACUUGAGAUCUACAAAGCCAAAAUCAGGUCUUUUGGUAUACCUCAUCAGAUUAACCAAUGGUGGGUCUCUUGCAUUGAUAGUAUCAUACUUGGUUGGAUUUUUCAUUGUCAAACCCUUGCUAGAAACGUCAAAUUCUCGAAGGUUAGAAUUCCUUGAAUGUAUGAGACUGAACUUGAGGAAUAUUUAUUUGAAAAUGAUCACCAAAGUGAGUUAUAUACCUAUUGUAGCCAUUAAAAGGAAUGGAAAAUUACAUGCUGAUGCUAUAAUUCAAACGGAAUCACAGCCAGAGAAGCAAAAUACUGUAGAGGAUAGAUUAUUACAGGGGGAGCUACAUCAAAAGAUGGUGAAAAUGUCAUCAUUACUCAAUACUUAUGUUAAGCACUGGUCAAUGGAAGAUUUCACGAAUUAUAAAGGUGUCAACUUUGCAAUCAAGGAUUUACAAAACAAAUCAGAUUUGGUAUACUUUGAUGAUCAAGAGUUUUUCACUUUGGAUACUGGUUUGGAAGCUGGACCUAGUGGUGGUAAAACUAAGAAAAGGAAUAUUGUUGUUGAUACAAAGAAUGAAGUUAGAAGUAUAAAAGGAUUGUAUAUGAGUGGGCAGGUUUAA